This is a messenger RNA of Phaedon cochleariae (mustard beetle), 4205 nucleotides long. The record is from the annotation of a GenBank genome assembly. NCBI's taxonomy places the organism in Eukaryota, Metazoa, Arthropoda, Insecta, Coleoptera, Chrysomelidae.
AUGGGAUCGCGUGUGAAGAACUCCACGCCGCGGCUCCUCCACACUAUUAUGCACUGGCUUCUCCUCGUGUACGGACCUUUUUUGGUAGCAUCGGUGCCGCGUUUCGAUCCAUCAGCCGUCCUCAGAGAUAUCCUAGUGCCGGCAGACGCGGCCGCCGGGUCCGUCAUCUACCGACUGAGGGCAAGCGAUCCGACCUUCGACUAUCCCUUGGUGUUUGACGUGAAAGGGCAGUCGAGCCACGUGGAAGUGGAGAGCUUGAACUGCAGCAGAUUCAAUUCCGUAUGUCAAGCGAACGUUGUCCUGAAGACACGUAUAGAAGCCGGUAGAAUAUACGACUUUACGCUGGAAGUUCGGAGUCAAAGAAACGAAUUCGCUACGAUGGACUGUUCCUUUCGUGCGACAAACGCAACCACCCCAGUGCACAAGAUUUUCCCAGGGGCGCCAAGUCUCCUCAGCAUCUCAGAGGGCGCACGAAGGAAUGCCGAGCUUGGUACGGUCCUGGUCAGGGGCAAUCCAAAUAGUUCGAAGACGGUAUUGCUGGAGCUGUGGGGAUCUCCGGAAUUCGGACUACACCAGAAGUUGGUCACUGACUGGGAUGCAGAGGGGACUGUUCUACUGUUGAGUGCUUUGGAUUAUGAAAAGAAGAAUAUGCAUCAUUUGACAAUUUUGGCAAAUGACCCCUGGACCGAUAUGAGAGAAGACACCAGAAACAUAGCAAGCUGGCCUCUUCUAGUAGUGGUUGUAGAUGAGCAAGAUACACCUCCUGUGUUCUCUAUAGCCCCACCAACGACCACUCUCAGCCCAAGCCUACGUCCCGAUGAUGUGAUCCUCAGAGUAUACGCUGAGGAUGGCGACCGAGGGAAUCCAAGGGCUAUCGAGUACAGAUUGCUGCCUAAUGAUGAUAAUUCAGGGACUUUCUUCAACAUGGACGAGAAUUCAGGAGAACUCCGAUUGGCACGACCACUCACAGACAUUGUCACAGUUUUCAACAAUGGCAAGCCAAUUUUAAUAAAUGUGGUGGCCGAAGAAAUUCGUUCCGAUGCCGAAGAAGCCCCUGCGCAAUCUAGUACCGUGCAGUUAGCAUUAAUACCUCCUGGUGUGACCGCCAGAUCGCCCACAUUUGGCGCAAUCGAGUACAACGCGCUACUAGAUGAGAACGCGCCUACGGGUUCAGUUCUGGAUCUCGCGCAGGCAGAAGUGAAUACGCAGCCAGGGGAUGUUGUUGCUCUGGAACUGGAGAAUAAUAAUGGCACCUUCGACAUAAGCCCAACAACAAUUAUCGGCGGCCACUCGAAAUUCUUCAUCUCUGUCCACGAUCCAAAACUACUCGACUACGAAUCCCGACAAUCAGUAGAAUGUUAUAUCGUUGCCAAAGAAUUGGGUGCUGGAAACUACACAGCAAGAGCAAAGCUGAGCGUACUAUUGAAUAAUGUUAAUGACAAUCCUCCCAAAUUCACCCAACAAGAAUACUACGCUAGCGUACAGGAGCAUGCAAAAGUUGGUACCAAUGUUUUAGUUGUGGAAGCUGUGGAUGGAGAUAAGGAUCCAAAGAGCAAAAUACGUUAUACGAAAUUGGUUGGUACCGGCAAAGAGCUAUUUAGUUUGGAUCCAGAUAAAGGAUUGAUAGCUGUUGCUGAUUCUGUGAAUCUAGACGCUGAAUCAAAACCAUUAUUAAGAUUGAUGGUAGAAGCAAUAGACGACAAUGGUGUAGGACUGAGAAUAACAAGUUUGGUGACCAUCAGUUUGAUAGAUAUCAAUGAUAACAUACCGCUAUUCGAAAAGACAAUAUAUGAAUUCAUAUUGAACAAGGAUAAGAUUGGUUUUACUAAUACUGCUAUAAUCAGAGCUACAGACAAAGAUAUCAGCCCACCAAACAACGAGGUCCAUUAUGAAAUCUUGAAUAUUCCAAAUAAUUUAUAUAUUGACGAAAAAUCUGGAGAACUGACUGUUACCGGAAUCUGGAAAAGUAGUGAGGUGACUGUUUUGAGGGCGAGAGUUUGGGAUGGAGGAGUGCCAAGGUUGUCCAGCGAAUGUGAAAUAAGAAUAUAUCCUUCAGAAGGGCAAGCUAGGAAAAUGGUAUUCAUUGUGCCCGGAACGAAUCCUGAUAGGGUGAAGGUGGCCGAGACUUUGAGAACAUUGACUGGAGGAAUAGUAUCCAUUCAGAAUAUCAGACCUUAUACUGGUGAUGAGCCCGGUGCAAUGUAUGUUAGUAAUACAUAUGAAGGAGAAAGGAGUGUGGUUGAAGCAACAGUAACUUUCUUCAAAGACUCAAUCGUCGAUCUCAAUGAAAUUAACAGAAUCAUAAACUCGCGAAAGAAAGAAAACCAAGGAAAAGAAAUAGGAAUCAUAGACAAUGAAAACCAAGAAAAUAAAGUACGAGAACGAGAAAUCAUUAGAAUCAAAGAAAGUGAUAGCAGUAAUCUAUUAUGGCUGUUAAUCCUCUUUUUCAUUAUACUAAUAAUAGCAUUAUUAGCUCUUAUUUGCUGCUGCCUUUGCAAACAGUGCCCUUUAUAUAAUUAUGUGCUUUUUAAGAAGAGGAAAGACACCCCCGUAAUCGAAAAAAUCGAGAAGAUCCACAUAAUUGGUUCUGGUCAGGGCAGAGAAAACAAAUCAGUCCAAGUAGCUGAGUGGUUUGGUAGAAAAGAAGCGUGGACACCGGAAAACGCUAUGAUCGAUCAUGAAGCUGAGUCUAUGAGACGACACGAGAUGGAUAGAGGAUCAGAAAAUGAAGAAGUCAAACGAACAAUACCGAGGCCGACUCAGAUCCAACAAGAACCUUUAAGAGAUCAAUUCUACUACAGAGAGGGCAAUACCGACAUCCUCAGACUUAUAACCAGAGGAGGGGAUGCCCAGAGACCUAUUUCCUUAGCUGAUCCACCGUAUAUGGCUGCCGAUAGUGGAAAAGACAUUCUCAUGAGGAGGUUUAUGGAACAACAGACUGAAGGAACACGGUCACAGGUUUUCCUUCCUAAUACUGUCAACAGACUCCAAGCGGAACAAGAAAUAGAGAACUCCUUGCGUCAACAAAAUGCUUUACUGCGUCAAAUUCUACUUGAACGUGAGAGGGACUUGAGAUUAGAAACACAGUCGUUACCUGCUGGUACGCAGACGGAUCAAGAUGCCGAAACCCAAACAGAACCAAUAUAUUUACGACCUCCACUGAGGAAAGUUAGAUCAGAUAAUGAUCAGAGCGACCCAAGUGAUCAUGAAGAUGAAAUUUCUGCCGUGAAAGCUAAAGCAAGGAGACGACAUGGAAAAAAAUCCCAAAUGAAACGAGAAAUAAGAACACCAAUUCAGGAAGAGGUAGAGAUUGAAAUAAUCAAAAAACCUGUCGAAGAUAAUCAUACGAUGUAUAGACAAACAAAGACCAGUGAAUUGCGGACAAGACGAAAAAGUAGAGCCUCCAGUGGAACUAGAUCAUCACAAUCAAGAUCUUCGAAGUCAAAUGGCUUGAGGAAAGAAGUUCUCGAAGAGAUAUCCGCUUCAUUAGAGCAAAUGAGAAGUGAUGGAGAAGAGCAGUACUAUCAAAAGCGAGAAAUAUUUUCAGAUGAUAGCCUGGAAAUCACUCCAAGAUCUGACAAAACAAGUACAGAUUCUGCCAGGCAAAAGUACCAUUCUGAGUCUGAUCUAAGGCAGGUAUCUCCAAGUCGAAAACAGGACUCACUAAGACGGCGAAGGAACGGAUUCAAAUCUAGGAGCCAGAUUGAUUUGACUAGAUCUGAAACUGAAAGAAAACAACGAAAGAUCACAACUAAACAUCAAGGUUCAAGAUAUAUGGAAUGGUAUAAGAAAAAACCCACGAGUGAUACUAACGAAAAGAGAGAUGAGAAGGCAAGACAAAAUCAGAAUGCGAAAAAAAGUGUCGAAGUAGUAGGUAGUAAGCUCGCAGCCAGUUCUAGAGUUGGUAAAGAUACUGGAGCCGAUGCUCGUAAAGAUAAGGAUGCUAAGAAAAACAGUGUAGGCCCCGAACACCCUCUAUUGCAACAUUCUGAGCGCAGGUUUGAGGUGCAGUAUCCUGAAAAAAAUAAGACUAUCAAGAAGCCAGAAGAAGAUAAUGAUUCUGGAAUCGUAUUGAAUAGACCACCCAUCACUCAGAAAAAAAGUGUGUUCACUAUUGCUUAUAAUGACAUUCAUACGAAGCAAUUGAGAGCAGAUAGUACAACAUCACCUUGAAAUAUCAAAAUAUUGUUAUGCAUUCAUACAGC